This is a messenger RNA of Rotaria sp. Silwood1, 441 nucleotides long. NCBI's taxonomy places the organism in Eukaryota, Metazoa, Rotifera, Eurotatoria, Philodinida, Philodinidae. The record is from the annotation of a GenBank genome assembly.
AUGCGUUACGCAGUCCGUUUCCUUCAAUAUUUUACUCCAUGGGCAGGUAUUAUUCUAUUAGAUCCAACACCACCCACCGUAUUUGAACGAGAAAGUCCAGUAGUAACGGAUAUGGAUCGUUUAGGUUCCAUAUGUAGAAUUAUGCUUCGUGCCGCUUUCUGUGGUUUGCUGAGACUAGUUUCAUUCUUGUUCGAUUAUUUCGGAGUUGGUGAUUUCUUUCAUCCUUCGCAACCAGGUUACAUUGCUAUUUUAAUGACGCAAACCAUGUUAAAAAAGCUUGAAAAUCAAUUACGUUGCUGUUACACUAUUCCGGAUUAUGUAUCAAAGCAACCGAAGGAUGCUAUGAUUGAUAGAAAUCUACCUUUGCUAGUUGUAAGUGCACCGGAUUUGAGCAAAAAACAACCUCGUGGUGGUCUCACUGGAGAGGAAACUCUUCAAUGA